UGGUAAUUAACGCUAACGCUUUUGCGUUCUCGGAAGACUUUAUGCACAUAGCACCCUACGAACAUCGGAGGUUUAAAUAUAACCUCUAAAUUUGUUUUUUAUCACAGUGUUUAUUAAAUAAAAAAUAUUAGUUUGUGUUAGAUUUAACACAUUAAAAUGACUGAGACGCUUUCACUGAUUUUUUCGGGCCCCGCAUUUUCAUUCCUCCUGCGUGACAAUACGAAGAGUGAAUAUUGUCAAGUGGGGUUUUUGUUAGGCGAACUCGUCGAGAAGGAGACAAAAACAAUCACCGAUAACGACUUGAGACAAGUCCACAUUUCGCGAGAAAUCCGUUUCAAUGGGUCCCUCUCCUGGCCUGAACCUUUCUACUUUCACAACCAAGCUGGUAAAUUACCAGUGGAAAAAAUCAAGAGUUUUCUUGGCGAUUUAACCCCGCGUGUCUUGGGGUGGUACAGGUACAAACCUGCAUCUGGCUUUGAUUUCACAUUUCGCGACCGUAUUUUGCACAAGCAGUUUAUUGAUCUAUUCAGCGCGCCUCCAGAGUUCUUUACUUGUUGCCUGUUGAUUAAGGAAAGCUCUGAGAAUAGGUCUACGCAUUCGUGGAGACAGACUUUUGUGCGUUAUCGUAAUAAUGAGUUGGAAUAUUUGCGCUUCCGCAUUGAGAAUUUGAGUGAUCCUAACAAUACAUACAAAACCCCCAACCCCGUAUCCCAAACUUUCGUGAAGAUUAUUAGUGAAGUGAAAAGUGAGGUGGAGGACUCUUCAGGGAAUAGUAUGAUAUCAAGGGUUCAAAACGCUGUACAGAAACAUACGUCAGGUCUCAUUGACCAGCUAGCUGAAGCUGAAAAGCGACUAUUUGAGUUGGAAAAAGAACAUAAAAGGCUGAAAGCACAGCGAGACAGAAUGUUGGAGGCCCAAGCCAACGAUAAAGGGACAGAUGGAUGCGUAAAUAUGGGCCCUGAACCAACCAACACCACUGGAAAUUUAAAAGAAACACCGAAAGGCACAGAGCAGAAUAAUACCAACUUGAGUGAUUCCCCAAAAGGGGCAAGAGGUAGAGGUGGAAGAAGCAAUACCGGCGCCCCAGGUAAACGUGGAAGAAGGCCUGGCAACACCCCAGAAAAGGGAUGCCACGAAAUGAUAACGAGACAUAAGAAAAGCUAAGGAACUAAUUGUUGUGCAUUCUUCUAAUUUAAACACCAAAUUUAUUGAAACAAUGUAUUUCACUAAUUUUGUUGCGCAUUUUUUUACAAUAAACACUAAAUAUAUUAAA
Molecule: messenger RNA, 1273 nt
Organism: Tribolium castaneum (red flour beetle)
Lineage: Eukaryota; Metazoa; Arthropoda; Insecta; Coleoptera; Tenebrionidae
Product: BRISC complex subunit Abraxas 2
Exons: 2
Coding region: 157-1164 (335 amino acids)
Biological process (GO): mitotic spindle assembly; attachment of spindle microtubules to kinetochore; protein K63-linked deubiquitination
Cellular component (GO): nucleus
Molecular function (GO): polyubiquitin modification-dependent protein binding; microtubule binding
Source: RefSeq, a predicted model, not a curated record